Molecule: messenger RNA, 1701 nt
Organism: Sinocyclocheilus anshuiensis
Lineage: Eukaryota; Metazoa; Chordata; Actinopteri; Cypriniformes; Cyprinidae
Product: BCL2/adenovirus E1B 19 kDa protein-interacting protein 3-like
Exons: 5
Coding region: 261-701 (146 amino acids)
Biological process (GO): mitochondrial outer membrane permeabilization; positive regulation of apoptotic process
Cellular component (GO): mitochondrial outer membrane; endoplasmic reticulum; nucleus
Source: RefSeq, a predicted model, not a curated record
CCAUAUGUUGCGUCACCGCCAGCUGUGUGGAUUCAUGGAAUAAAGAUCCCGAUUCACUUCUGUCACAUGAAUCCAUAUGCUGUUUACUUUACAGGACGUGCAGAAUACAUAUAACUGGACUGUUUUCAUCGACAAACACUAGGUUUGGCGCGUGGAGCGACCCAUGCCUCUGCGUUUCUGUGUCGUGUCGACUCUUGUUUAAGGAUUUAGACGGACUGAAUCAUCCUCUGUGGGUUGUUUUGUCGGUAAAAGAAGCUGAAAUGUCGAUUGAAAAACAAAGCGUGUCCGAGGAAAACCUUCAGGGUUCCUGGGUGGAGCUGCAUUUUAAUAAUGGAGGCGGCAGCACUCCUAAAGGAGGUUCGGAGGAACAGUCUGCCAGCACUGCCCCAAGCGGAGACCUGGAGAAGAUGCUGCUGGAUGCUCAGCACGAGUCGGGCAGGAGCAGCUCAAGAGGAAGCCUGCCAUGUGAGAGUCCUCCAAGAUCUCGGACUCCUUCGCACUUGAGCAGGGGCUCCGAGGUCCACAGCUCUGGAGAAAAGAACAGCUCACAGUCAGAGGAAGACUAUUUGGAGAGGAGAAGAGAGGUGGAGAUCCUGAUGAAGAAAAAUGCAGACUGGAUCUGGGACUGGUCGAGUCGACCGGAAAACCUGCCACCCAAGGUGUACAUCGGAAGGCGCUUUACUACUGCUGGCACCUUUUGAGGGAGCAGGAAAAGCCAAGAAACGAGACAAAUCUCAUAUACGCACAUCCACCAUCUCAGCUGCUUUGUCGUGAAUCUGUGCUUGUGUAGACGCAGAUAGGACGAGGUAAUGCGACAUUUCCUCUCCCCGGCUGUGGGCCACUCUGCCUCGCUUCCCCCUUGUGUAUUCCACUGGCCUUUCCCAUAGUUCCUCUCCCAUAAUGCCAGUCCAUUUUAGGGCCAUCAGCACAGAGAAGGCCAUGCUAGACUUGAUAGAACUAGAUGUACUGCAUCCUCAUUUUGCAUUUACUCACACCAAGACUACUGAGAAUAUUAUGAGGAUCAUAAAACAAGAGAUGGGAAAGAAAUAGGGGAAUAAAACUUGAUCCAGAGACGUGGUACCUGAAACUGCGAAUUGGGAAGAGAUUUAACUAUCUACCCCUUAACAAAACAGGAAUUUUACGUAUAUCUCAACAUUUGAUGAUAUAAUAUAGGACUUGUUUUACCUUGUCACCAUUUCUCUGUAUCUUGACGUUGCAUCUGUAUUGAUGAGGUUUCAGACUCCAAAAACGGACCUUUGCUUUGGGAAUCAAGCUGUUCACAGUAUUAUACAACUGCAAUGGUCUUUAGUAAAUACUAGCCAAAAAGCCGAGUACCAUAUCAACACUUUUCUGAAUGUCAGUCACAAAUAAAUGUCCAAUAUACUUCAAGCCUAACUUGAGAAAUUGCUGAAUUAAGUUUGCCUUUAGUGCUCACCUGAAUUGCAAUCACAGAUGUUCUUCGUUUAUCUGAAGGGUCCGGGUUCCAGCCCAAAGAUUGCCUUAAAUAAAACUGUUAAUGAAUCAGGCAGGAGUAAAAGGGAAAUUGUGUAAAUUUGUGCAUGUUUUGUAGUCUUUAAAAAUCGUAUUCAGUGUGUGUGUCAAUUUCAUAGUGGUUUUGUAUCAACAGAGGGAAUCAGCAAAUAAAUGUCUGCCAACUGUAACACUUCCCUUGGAAUCUGUCUUAAUAUUGCAGGAGAUAUA